Molecule: messenger RNA, 5346 nt
Organism: Temnothorax curvispinosus
Lineage: Eukaryota; Metazoa; Arthropoda; Insecta; Hymenoptera; Formicidae
Product: unconventional myosin-XIX-like
Exons: 20
Coding region: 1129-5115 (1328 amino acids)
Biological process (GO): vesicle transport along actin filament; actin filament organization
Cellular component (GO): vesicle; actin cytoskeleton; cytoplasm
Molecular function (GO): actin filament binding; microfilament motor activity; ATP binding
Source: RefSeq, a predicted model, not a curated record
AUUUAACAGCGUGGUGAUAUUCGUUAGCUACGAAAUCCCAACUGGGAAAUGAAAUUUCACUUCAAACGUAAGUGUAUAACAAGCGCAAAACGAUACAUCCAGGAAAAAGAAAAAGGAAGUCGGAAAACUUUCGACGACGAGUUUGGAAGUCAAGGUAUCCCACGGGGAAGAUCGGUAUCGUUAACUCCGGGUAUCGUGAUAGUUCCCGCAGCUUUUUGCAUUAUCACCCCCACCGUCCUUGCGCUCGCUUCCUCCCCGCUGUCUGCAGCUGUUCCCCGAGCUGUUCCCCCUACCGUUCUUCCCUACCUCUCUCCGACUUCUCUUUCUCCUCUCUGCUCGUAGUGCACCGCGACGAUAUCGAACCGCGGCUCGUCGCCGUAGUGCGAGGUGCGCACGCGUUCCCGGUGUAUGUCCCCUCGCCGAAGGGUUAUCCUUCGUGAUCCUGAUUCCGUGUCUACCUGCCGGUGACCGCCGCAGGUCACUCCGGAGUCCGGAGUCGCGGCCCCCCUUCGGAACGCCGUCGAAUCUCUCGCGCACGGGGGGCUUUCCUCGUGUGGCGUCAUCGCGCUCGCGAGGGAGUCCCUCUUCGACGACGACGACGAGGAGGAGACCGUCCGCUCCUAGAUACGACGCCUUAGCGAGCGGACGCCUCGCGCGACGCGCGAACCGGGUCUCCUAAACGCGAACAAGUGAUCGCUCCGCUCCGAAAAAAAUCCGCUUGACGUGCGUGCAUGUGCAUGUGUGUGUGUUGAUCCAGUGGGUCGUGGGACAGUCGCGGGAGCUCUCGUUUUGCGGUGCCGCCGGGAAGCGCGAAUCCUUGAUCCACGGCCUGCCGCGAAUUAUGCGAGGUGACGUAGCGUGACGUUGAGUGUUCGGCCAAGUCCAGCUGACUGAAGCUGACCGGCGCGGCGGACCGUCACGUUUAGCGAUACGAUAAACGCGACCGCUCUCGAGGAUAUCCCCCGCGAGGAAACCAACUCCUGUUCUUACUCAAGCCAACAUCGAGAGCUCCCGGGAAGGCUGAACGGGGUCCUCGCGCUGAGAGAGACUCGUUAAACGCGCGGCCAAUGACCCGCGCGCGAUCGCCAGGAGGUGACGGACGAUCCGGUUGAGGAAACCGGGCCGAGGAUGGCCUCCUCGUCGACCGAGGCGUCGAAGGGCGCCCGGAGGCGCACCACCGGCCUGCCGACGCGCGUCCGCGUCCCCGCGAGCCUGGAGAACGGCACCGAGGAUGGACGCGACGACUCCGGCCUCUCGUCCGAGAGCUCGACGCCCACGAACGGAUCGCCGCCACCGCGGCAACCCAGGGCGCCGAGCAACGGCCGGAUCAUCUCCACGGGCAUCGGCGUCGCGGCCUCCUCCUCCUCUGCCGCGGCCUCUUCGCGCGCCAAGAAUAGUCCCGGAAGAAUCGGAAGCGACAGGAUGUCAAGGCUGUUACGCAGCAGAUCGGGAACGGAAUCGCCGCGUUCGUUAGACAACAUGCGAAACCGUCAAGUUUCUAGUCCUAUGAGAACGUCGGGAAGUAUGUCAUCCUCGUGCGUCGAUUCCGGAGACGAGGCCAGCCUCAGGAUAGACCGCGGCACGUAUCAGUACAUGUUCCAGGACAUCGUCUCCAUAAAGACGAUGCUCCUGAAACUCAAGCGAGUCCUUCAGGAGACGGAAACUCUCAACCCAUUCGAUAAUCCGAAGAAUGGCCUCUUCUGUAACCUGAACGAGGAUGGAGGUAACACGAUCGACGUGAGUACGUCACCAGGCAGCGGCGGUAGCAGUAUCGCGGACGAACUGGCGGAUCUAAGGCGGCAGGUGGUGUUCCUUCAGGGGCAGGUGGAAGACCGAGAUCGUACGAUACAAGUGCGGGAUCGUACCAUCGAGCUACUUGAGCUCCAGAUGUCGAAGCUUCAAGGCCCUAAGAACGGCGACGUUCAAAGCUGUACUCUGCCGACGCGCAACAACAACGUCUCCUCCGUGGACACUUCUAACGCCGCCACGCAAACGGAGAAGACACGUCCAGUGUCGGCGGGACCCUCGCUCCUACAGUCACUCCCGCAGGACGGUGUUAUGGGGCCUCUCGUUAGUUGGAGUGACUCGUCGGACCGUCAGCGACCAUCACUGCUCUCCGAGCUUAACUCCGCCGGGAGCCAUCGCAAGCCAAUUGAACGUUUACCUCAUACGCUAAGACUCCGUCAGGAACAGACCUCGACACGUCGCGUCAACGCGCACUCGAGAAGACACUCGUCGGAGUGCGUGUCCGGCUCGCCCACCAAGCCAAAGGACUAUGCGAAACCACCGUGCGAUUUGAACGAAGCGGAGCAACGCGACACCAAGAUAGAAGGAAACACGAUUUACACGUGGGUCGGCACUCUCCUCCUGGCGAUCAAUCCCAACGGCGAGAUCCUCACCGAUAACAUUUACGAUCUGUCCGGAGCUCAUGAAUAUGACAAUAUAUGUGAUGUGACGCACAAGGAAGUAUCGCCUCACAUAUUCGCCGUGGCUGCCCGAGCGCGCUACAGAAUAGUUCAGAAUCUUGGGAAACCCAGCCAGGUGAUAGUCUUGAGUGGAGAGACCGGAACGGGAAAGACCUUCAACGCCUGGAAGGCGCUGAAAUUCCUGACCAGAAGCAUAUCCCCCGACGCCCGUGAGAGGCGAGACGCGGUUUGCGGUAUCGUGCGGAGGAUCUCGGACGCCUGCCGUUUAAUAUCAGCCUUCACAACUGCGCCCACCGAGAGGAACGAUGUCAGCUCGAGGCACGUGCAAGUUGUGUGGCUCGAGUACAAAUUGGGCGGCAUUUGCGGCGCGACGGUAUCCUCCUACCUCCUGGAAAGGGACCGAGUCACGAGGGGCUGCUGCAAUUUUCAGAUUUUUGGUCAGAUGAUGACUGCGGUAGCGAGCAUAGAGUUCGCCGACACCGCAUUGUCGAGGGAUAGGCAAUACUUCAUGCUGAGCGACUUGGAUUCCCCGAGAGCGCGGGAGUUGCACGAGGCCGGCUACCGCGAGACCCUGAGGGCGAUGGAUAUGCUAGGAUUUACGGAGAAUCAGAAGAAGGACAUCUUUCUCGUUCUCUCCCUGCUCAUUCACAUGGGUGACAUACAGUUCGAGCAGGAGGACGAUCACUGCAGAAUUAAUACCUAUGAUCGACAAUCUAGAGAAGCCCUGAAGAACACAUGCCGACUGGCCAGCGUCAAUGAAGAGGAUAUCGUCGCGCUGCUCACGUCCACGUUGAUAAAUCCUCAAGGUACUCGGCGCCGACACAUCGCGUGCCGACGUAAUCUCAAUACGAGCGAUGCCUGUCGCUAUCGGUUGCACAGCAUCAUCCGCCACUUGUACGAUCUUCUAUUCCAAUGGCUGAUCAACUCCGUGAACGAGAUCCUGUCCGCUCGUUUAUUCAGCGAACGAUUGGGAAUAUUGGAUAUCUUCGGAUUCGAGUGCUUUGAUUCGAACGGCAUCGAGCAACUUUCUGUUAAUUAUGUCAACGAGAGAUUGCAGCAGUAUUUUGUGGAAAAGUACCUGGUGUCCCACCGGAAUGAACUGGAAAAGGAAGGCCUCAUCGGUGACGAGGAACCGUCGGAAAUCGGGCGAUCGUACGAAGAUCGCUUGAACACGAUCGAGAAAUACUUGUUCACUACUCUAAACGAUAUGUGUCUAUCGACGGUUCCGAACAGCUGGUCCACGUUAAUGCGCCAAGUGUGCGCUAAGAGUUGUCCCGUAACGAGGCGAUUUUUGAAAGUAAAGAAUGAAAAUUUCGUUGUACGGCAUUACAGCGGUGCCGUGGAAUAUUCCGUUCGCGAUCUGCUUUCGAAGAAUACCGACAAGAUUCCGGACGAGAUAAUCGCGACGUUCAGCGUGAGUAGGAACAAAUUUCUGUAUUCCUUAAUCAACAAAAGUAAGCCGUAUCACGACGGAAAAGCGAAGAAACCUACGACGCUUUCCAAACUGCGAUAUAACGUGGACUUGUUGAUAGAAGAGUUAAACAAAUGUGACGCGCAUUAUGUUCGCUGCAUUAAGCCACAGCGGAUUAACAUCCACGAGUGGAACCGAGACGAGCUUCGCAAGCAGUUGGCUGACACGGGUAUUCUUGACGCUUUGCCCCUGGCCAGGUGCAGAUAUCCGAUCCACUUUGUCUACAAAGAUUUCCUCAGACGCUACAAUAGGAAACGCGCGGAAACCUGCGAUUUACGUACCGUUUGCAAAAAUAUACUGGAGUCGUCCCGCCUAACAAUGGAUGACGAUAACUCAUCGGUUUAUUACGGGAAACGUUUGAUUUUCUUGAGAGAAUCCAUGUUUCUGCGAUUAGAAUCAGCCAGAAGGCGAUAUCGCGCCGAAUGUGUCAAGAAGAUAGAAUCUUUUUGGAUAAAGCACAAUAAAUAUACGCAACAAAGUGUGGAGGCGGAUGUAGCUGAUGAUGUUCGCACAAUCGUUGACACAAAUAUUCGAAAUAAGUUGAUUGAGAAUUCUCAAUCAAAACGUGAACAAGUCGUGCCUAUAUUAGGAAUAAACUUAUACGUAAAAAAGCUAGCUAUAAUGCAGUCGCAAGAUAGAAAAGAUAAUACGGCCAAUAAUGCUAAUAAAGCAAUCGUUACAGUCGAUACUCGACACGAGAAAUCCCAAUUCGAGAAAUCCUUGAUGGAAUAUGAGAACGCUGUACCAAUACAAGACAUUCCGCGUGUCGUGCCAGGAGAGCUGGUGAUAAAAGUAGCAAAAAACACCGCAUAUGUAUUGCAUUGGUUGGAUGGUGUAAAUAAAGCGAUAGAUACGAAAAAUAUUAAACCCUCAAUAUUAGAACUGCUGCGAGAAGAUCAGGAUUACCAAUCAGUUGAUGUCAAUUGCAGUAAGGAAAUUCAAUUACGAGAUGCAUCGCAAAAAUCCUCAAAUAGUAAUAAGUUUCGUAAUCGAAACAGAUGUGAGAAGAUUUCCGGAUGUUAUGACGAGAAGGAAGAUAUACACGUCAUACAAUACGGCAAUUUUACGCUAUUUUACAAAAAUGGAAUUUUAAGUCGACGCCGUCUGGCAAGGGUAAAUAUCAUAAAUUGGAACUAUGAAGAAAAUUAUAAAAUUAACAAACGUGUUUUAUUAUCUUUUAGCUGCCAGUUAAAAUACAUACUGGUCUCAAGCAUGUAAUCAAUACGGAGUUACCACAGGGUCUACAGGAUUGUCUUUAAAAAGAAGAUCUGUAUAAAUGUAACUCGUAAGAUUUAGGAGAGUCCCCAUACUCUCGCCACACUGAGCAUAUAUACACAUACAAAUAAUUUUUACAUAAUUUAUAAAAUUAAAAAAAAAUUUCAUUUAAUUUAAGGUAAAAAGUUUACGCAGAAACUUUCAGGAACUUCUUUUGUCUCGACUGACGUGGAG